AUGGUCAAGGAAACGAAGCUCUACGACACCCUUGGUGUUGCGCCAACGGCGACGGAGCAGGAGUUGAAGAAGGCGUACAAGACGAAUGCCUUGAAGUACCACCCUGACAAGAACGCCCACAAUCCCGAGGCCGAAGACAAGUUCAAGGAGGUCUCUCACGCCUACGAGAUCCUUUCCGAUUCCCAGAAGCGCCAGAUCUACGAUCAAUAUGGCGAGGCUGGUCUUGAGGGUGGUGCUGGUGGCGGCGGCGGCAUGGCUGCUGAGGAUCUGUUUGCCCAGUUCUUCGGCUCCGGCAGCUUUGGCGGUGGUCUCGGCGGCAUGUUCGGCGGCGGCGGUAUGCCCAACCGUGGCCCUCCCAAGGCUCGCACCAUUCACCACACCCACAAGGUUUCUCUCGAGGACGUCUACCGCGGAAAGAUCUCCAAGCUGGCUCUUCAGCGCUCUAUCAUCUGCCCCAAGUGCGAAGGUCGUGGCGGAAAGGAGGGCGCUGUCAAGCACUGUGCUGGCUGUGAUGGUCACGGUAUGAAGACUAUGAUGAGACAGAUGGGCCCUAUGAUUCAGCGCUUCCAGACCGUCUGCCCCGACUGCAACGGUGAGGGAGAGACGAUCAAGGAGAAGGACCGCUGCAAGCAGUGCAACGGCAAGAAGACUAUUGUUGACCGGAAGGUUCUUCACGUCCACGUCGACCGUGGUGUCAGGAGCGGCACCAAGGUUGAGUUCCGCGGUGAGGGUGACCAGGCUCCUGGCAUCCAGGCCGGUGACGUCGUGUUUGAGAUCGAGCAGAAGCCCCACCCCCGCUUUACUCGCAAGGAGGACGACCUUCUCUACCAUUGCGAGAUUGAGCUGGUGACUGCGCUUGCCGGUGGAACCAUCUACAUCGAGCACCUUGAUGAAAGGUGGCUCAGCAUCGAGAUCUUACCCGGUGAGGCGAUUGCGCCAGGUAUGCCGUCAAGAUGGUCCGCGGCCAGGGCAUGCCUUCUCCCAGACACCACGAGUUCGGCAACUUGUACAUCCAGUUCAGCGUCAAGUUCCCUGAAAAGAACUGGACACAGGAUCCGGCCGCCUUCGAGGCUCUCCAGAAGCUGCUUCCUGCCCCGUCCCUGCAGACCGUGCCUCCCCCUGAGGCUAUGA
Colletotrichum truncatum is the source of this 1131-nucleotide messenger RNA. The record is from RefSeq and is a predicted model, not a curated record. NCBI's taxonomy places the organism in Eukaryota, Fungi, Ascomycota, Sordariomycetes, Glomerellales, Glomerellaceae.